AUGGAGAAACAAGACAAAGAAAACUCUAAAGCAGAAAAAGAAUCAACAAAACCUUGGGUAGAAAAGUCUUUUGGUAAGCAAGCAAAAAAUAGUGUUUCAGCUGAAGAUCAAGUGGAACUGUCAGAAAGUAUACAGCAAAAUCAGAUGGAGGUUCUAAUAGUUGAUGAAGAUGGAAGUAAUGGCUCAAAGAUCAAUGAGUACAGAAGUAGUAGAGAUAGAUGGAAAGCCGCAGAAUCAGUAGAGGGGCAAGAGGCAAAUGGGCAAAGUAUUGGCACAAGCCAGGAAGUAGUGGUGGAAAAGGGUGAACAUGAUAAGUGGAAAGAGGAUAAGACAGAAGAAGAGGGAACUGAGGAGCAAUCCUUAGAUAUCAGUCCUAGUAAUCAUCCAAAGGAGCCUGGUGGAUCAGUCCCAAAGACUCUAAGAAGUAAUCCCCCUCAGGAAAUAAAAGAUCAGGAGCUUAAGAAAGAUUUGCUCAAUGUUCAAAUUGAUCAGGUGUCAAGAGCAACAGAUCUCUCUCCUAGACAGACAAGGAAAAUGAGAAACUCAAAAAUAAAAGGAGGAAAGAAGGAAACUGUUCCCCCCUGUCAAACUAGUAUCAAAGAGGCAGUUAAUGCUCAGCAAUCCUUUGAGAGAUUAACUAAUUUGAAUAAAAGAAAUAGCUACAGUAUUAUUGGUCUGAUGGAACCUUUUGAAGAUGCUGAACAAAUAGAAAGAUUUAGAAGAAAGUUAGGUAUGGAAAUAGCUUUUGUCAAUAUCUCAGGCAAAAUCUGGUUAUUCCUCUCAGAGGAUGUGCAGGUCUUAACAGUGGUGUAUGCCUCUUAUGAUGCUGGAGAAAGAAGAGUGCUUUGGGAUUCCAUUAACCAGGUCUCUAAUCUUUUUGAUUUACCUUGGCUGGUGGGAGGUGACUUCAAUGUCAUAUCUACAGAAGAGGAAAAAUUAGGAGGUCUACCAAUCUUGUAUAAUGAGGUAGCAGAUUUCAAUCAUUGUCUCAGCAAUUGUAGUCUACAGAAUCUUGGAUAUAUAGGUAGCAUAUAUACAUGGUGGAAUGGAAGAGUUGAAGAAGCAUGCAUUUUUAAAAGAUUGGACAAGAUGGUUUGUAAUGAUAAAUUGCUAGAUGUAAUGCCCACCAUGAAGGUAACUCAUCUGAUAAAAAAGGGAUCAAAUCACUCUCCUUUGGAACUUGAAUUCUCCACAACUACUAUGGUGAUCAUAAAGCCUUUUAAGUUCUUGAUUCUUUUGGUCCAACAUGAGAGUUUUCAGGAGGUUAUCAAGAAACACUGGUGUAUAGAUUUUGAAGGAAAUCCAUUUACCAAGUUUCAUCACAAGCUCAAAAAGGUGAAGAAUGCAUUGAAAAGCUGGAGUAAGAACACAUAUGGCAAUAUUUUUCAACAAAUUGCAUCACUGGAAGAGAAACAGAAGUUAGGACUAACAUGGUUUCAAGAUGAAGAUAGAAACUCAAAGUUCUUCCAUGCUUAUGUAAAAGGGAGGAGAAAGAAACUUAGAGUGGAUAAUAUCCAAGAUGCUGAUGGAAAUUGGCUAACCAAUCAAGAGGAGAUCUCUCAAGAAGCAGUCAGAUGUUAUCAGAAGCAGUUUGAAGAAGACAAAAUUCCUUCUAAGUUUGGUUUACUAAAGCAUAUCCCUACCCUAGUCACAGAAGAUCAGAAUCAUACCAUGGAGAUGCUACCAAAUGAAGAAGAAAUCAAAGAAGCUGUUUUUGCCUUGAAUGGAGAAAGUGCCUGUGGUCCUGAUGGAUUCACAGGAUUGUUCUUUCAAUCAGCUUGGGAGAUAGUAAAACUAGAUGUGGUGGAUAUGGUGAAGGCAUUCUUUGUGGGGCAAGAAUUACCAAGAUUCAUCACUCAUACAAAUCUGAUUCUUAUCCCUAAGAAAAAGCAGGUGCAAAGUUUCUCAGAUCUGAGGCCAAUCAGUCUCAGUAAUUUUACAAACAAAAUCAUCUUAAGGGUAGUGCAUGAAAGAUUAGUAAAACUGCUGCCAGGUUUGAUUUCUGAGAAUCAAUUAGCUUUUGUGAAGGGAAGGAGUAUCAUGGGGAAUGUACUACUCACACAGGAGAUUGUCAAAGAUAUAAGCAAGAGAACUAAACAGCAAAUGCUACUAUCAAACAAAUGGUAUUCAGUUCUCUUGAAUGGGCAAGCACAUGGUUUUUUCAAGUCAUCAAGGGCAGUUAAACAAGGUGAUCCUCUAUCCCCCACCCUUUUCAUCUUAGCUGCUGAGGCAUUAUCAAGGGGACUAAAUGCAUUGUAUAAAAACCCAAGUAAAACUGAUGAUCUAAUGAGAGUGCUAAAUAGAUAUGAGAAGGUAUCAGGCCAGUUGAUAAAUUUGAAUAAGAAUACCUUCUAUGUUCAUGAAAAGGUGAAGAGUGGUUUGGUGUCAAGGCUGAAAAAAAUCACAGGAAUUAGGCAAGGCCUCUUUCCAUUCACAUAUCUUAGCUGCCCAAUUUUCUACAAUAGGAACAUAAUUUCACAUUAUGAUACAGUUGUUAAAAAGAUUGCCAAAAGGGUGAAUGCAUGGCAAGGGAGACUACUGUCAUAUGGUGGAAGAGCAACACUGAUAUCUCAUGUAUUACAAAGCAUGCCUGUAUACCUAUUAUCAGGAAUGAAUCCUCCAAAGGGUGUGAUUAGACAAAUGCAUAGUAUUUUCUCAAGGUUUUUCUGGUCAAACACUGGUGACAAGAAAGGUGUACAUUGGGUUAAAUCGGAAACACUGUCAUUGCCUAAAGAUGGAGGUGGACUGGGGUUCAAAUCACUAUUUGAAGUGCCAAUUGCCCUUUUCUGUAGACUAUGGUGGAGUCUCAUAACAAAGCCUUCAUUGUGGAGUUCUUUCAUGAUAAACAAAUACUGCAAAAAGCUUCUUCCUGUGAUUGCACAUGCUAAAGGGGCAUCUUCUAUCUAG
Messenger RNA from Lycium barbarum (goji berry), 2907 nucleotides. RefSeq lists its product as uncharacterized. Lineage: Eukaryota; Viridiplantae; Streptophyta; Magnoliopsida; Solanales; Solanaceae. The record is from RefSeq and is a predicted model, not a curated record. Bases 1 to 2907 code for a protein of 968 amino acids. The transcript is spliced from 7 exons.